Vollenhovia emeryi is the source of this 3478-nucleotide messenger RNA. RefSeq lists its product as uncharacterized. Lineage: Eukaryota; Metazoa; Arthropoda; Insecta; Hymenoptera; Formicidae. The coding region runs from base 576 to 1886 and encodes 436 amino acids. The record is from RefSeq and is a predicted model, not a curated record. The transcript has 7 exons.
AUUGGAGAGCCGUAGCGGCUUUCUUGGCACAAAAAUCUCCGGUUCCUGACUUUUUCAUCCUGUUAUUCUUCGUCUUGCGAUCGAAAUAUGCGAUGACGAAAUAACGUACUUAUGCGAGCGAACUUUCCAAGCAAUUGCUCUUAUCUAACGACAGCAAUUAUAAUCGAUUUAAGCGGCGAGAAAGUCAAGUAUUUAUCGCGACUCAGGGGACAAAUACAAUACGUUACUCGGGGCGGCAAUUAAAUUUCUCAACUUUCUCUGUAGCUCCCGUGUGUAGGUGGACAACUUAAAGUAUUUACGGGGUUUACUGCAUGAUAUGUAGACCGUGUAAAGUACAGUAUUUCUGGGUAUAUUUAACUUGACACCUUGGAUCCGUGGAAGUUAGUCGGCGUCCCUUCAAGUGAAACGUGCGAUCCGUUUUCUGAGACUCAUCGUGAACCUUCAUCUCGGCUUUUUGAAGAAAUUUAUAUAAUAAAAGUUUGAUAAAGAAUCGGCGCCACUUUAUGCGGUGGCGAUAUAUGAAAUUUCCUAGCAACAUCUUUUUUGACGUAUAAAAAAGCUUUGGAAAUCCCAGAAUGGUCAAAGAUCGGUCGCUGCUCGCGCUUCUGAUGUGCUGUAUCGUGUUUCGCGCUUACGUCGACGCCUGGAAUGAUCGCGGGAGGCACAGAAUUGCGGACAGAAGACGAUUGUGGCAGGUGAAUAAUAACGGACCUGCCUCUUCCGCCGCAGGACAACGUAAAUGGGAAUUAUCAAAAGUUCCGAACAAUAAUCGCACUCAAAUCGCUAGGCAGAAACGACUCUUCUCGCUGUUCACGCUGGUGAGGUUCGACAACAGCAUCUGCGGCGGGUUGAACGGGGAGAACGGCACGUGCCUCGCCGCGGCGGAAUGCGCGCAACGCGGGGGCGUCUCCAGCGGCGUUUGCGCGAAUGGUUACGGGGUCUGUUGCAUAGUCACGGUGUCCUGCGGCGGGAUGAUCGCUGACAACAACACGCACUUCGUCAACCCGAAUUUUCCCUCCACCUACGACGGCAUGGACUCGUGUCAAGUGACAUUGGUGAAAUCGGAUCCGGAUGUGUGCCAGUAUCGAUUGGACUUCGUACAGUUCAACAUCAGAGGCCCGGAAACGACGAAUAACGUCUGCACUUACGACCAAUUCAUCGUUUCCGGUGGCAAUCCGGUGCCGACGAUAUGCGGUAACAAUGACGGAAAUCACAUGUACAUAGACACGGGAGUCGGCCAAACCAACCCGGUUACUCUGACCUUCGUUACGAGUGGCAACUCUUUUUCGCGAUCGUGGAAGGUUCGUGUCUCGCAGAUACGAUGUAGCACGAUAUACCGUGCUGAGGAGGGCUGCCUUCAGUAUUUCACCGGAGUCUCUGGCCAGAUAAAGUCCUACAAUUACGAUCCUACGACCGGGCUGCAAUUGUCGAAUCAAGAUUACAGUAUAUGCAUCAGGAUGGAGAGGAACUUUUGCGGAAUCCAGUACAUGGCUUGUCCUGACGAUGCUCAAGCGAUGAUGAUGCCCACCCCGUUGGGUGCGGCGGGUCAAAUAAUGCGUAGCAACGCGUUCACGCUGACAGGAAAUACGCAGGCCACGCAGAUCGUGUCGAUGACAGGGACAUCCUGUAUGACCGAUUGGCUGUCAAUACCAUGCGCCACGAAUCUGGGUCGGCUACCCUUGACGCCGAUGACGUGCGUCGAUCGAUUGUGCGGCGGUACCUUUAACUCGGAAACGCAGAACUUGAACGGAUCGACAGUUAUCAGCACUGUAAAGCCAUUCAGAUUGGUUUUUCACACGGACGGCACCGAGGCACCUGGCGACGUUGGAAAUAGAGGCUUCUGCCUUAAUUACGUGCAACUACCGUGCACGACGAAAUUAAAAUAGACGCCAUUCCGCUUAAGCACAAUUGAAGGACUGAAGCGUAUAAGGAUCACGGAAUUCCAAUUUUUAUUUCAGAACUUUCAACACAUAUAUAUAUUUUUUAUCGUAAUCAUGUCAACGUACAAAGGGUACGCUUAAAAAGCAACUAGUAACUUAGCUUUAUACAUAAAUGUGCCGUCGCGUAUAAAUCGAGGAGUAUGCGUGUCUCUUCAAACGUGCGUGCGCGAACAGGUUUCCUUUUACAUUCGCACAUCACGCGGAUUCCCGUACAUCAAGGGACGAAGCUGCGAGAGGAGAGACGCAUCUUUCCAAGUUUUUAGGUAUCGUGUACUUAAAUGAAAUCGAUGACGAAGUACAAUAGUAUCGAUAAAAUAUUAUGAACUAUAAAAACGGGACGGUAAACAUCGUCGUCGUAAAAAUUACCGUGCUACCGUAAUCAAUCGAUCAGUUAUACAGAAUAAUAGCGGUAGAAUGUUACGAUAAUAUUCACAAACUUUGCAUCAUUAACGUCUGCAGAUUGGUAGACUGAUUAAACAGAGGGGAGGGAGGAUGUAAUGUAACUUAAAUCAACGCUAUAGAUGUGUGCAUGCAUUUAUACAUUUAAUAAAAUUGGAGACCGCUCUCUCCGUCUUAUUUUUAGAAAGCACAAAAUUCCAGUAAUGCUUGUAGAUAAAACGCCCACAUACACGUGCACACGCACGUACGUAUGUGUGUAUAUUUAUAUAUACAUAUAUGCAAGAGAUAUGCACCGAGACACAAUACUAUUUUAUAUAUAAUUAUCCGUAAAAGUGAUCAAAUAUUUUAAAAAGUUUAUUAUUUAUUUAUAUAUAUAUUUAUAUAUAUAUAGAGAGAGAAGAGCGAAGUAGUGAUGGGCGUCUGAAUAUUAUAAAUUACUGAAUAUUAUUCUCUUUUUCUAAAAGUUUUCGAACAAUUCGAUUAUGAAAGAUUCCGAUUGUCUUUGGAUAUCAUUUGACGUUACAAAUUCUAGAAAGUCUUGAAUCUAAAAGAUCUACUUGUUUUCAAAAGUUCAAGUAUCUAAAAUAUUUUAAAAAAUUCGUAAAAAUAUCCGCAACGCAUAUAAAAUAAAGUAGACUGUGUAAUGUAAAGCGUUAUGAAAGGAAUGACAAAUACGUCGAAAUCUUCAAAACUUUCAAGACUUCAAGAACAUCCAAGACUCUCAAGAUUCUUUCAAAAAGUCUCUGGUUUUAAAUUAUAAUUGUAUAAUAUCGAAAGUUUUCAUUAUAUGAUCAAAAUGAUUCGAUAUAUGUUGGUCCCAUCACGAAGGAAAGGAGAGUAUAUAAAAACAAGCUUCUGCAGCUCAUUUGAAAAGGUACAUAUGAAAUAUGUUCCUCUAAACCCAUACAGCACAAACCUUGCAGUUACAAUGCAGCUACACUACAGCAAUGUUGCAAUAUUGUAGCAAUGUUGUUGCAAUGUUACUGCAUGUUUUGUGCUGUACAGGAAAUAACAGGUUUCUAAACCUCUUCUUCAAAUUUUCUUGAAAUGCUUGGUCAAUUUCGUGAGACACUGCACAGUUAGAAUAUAUCAGACGUCGGAGAAACAACGUUAAAUCCACAGUUUUAUCGCUUAAACCG